Messenger RNA from Girardinichthys multiradiatus, 3952 nucleotides. It is a transcript of the gene epha8, whose product is annotated as eph receptor A8. NCBI's taxonomy places the organism in Eukaryota, Metazoa, Chordata, Actinopteri, Cyprinodontiformes, Goodeidae. Gene Ontology annotation, molecular function: transmembrane-ephrin receptor activity; ATP binding; protein binding. The record is from RefSeq and is a predicted model, not a curated record. The transcript is spliced from 21 exons. Gene Ontology annotation, cellular component: neuron projection; plasma membrane. Bases 637 to 3807 code for a protein of 1056 amino acids. Gene Ontology annotation, biological process: axon guidance; cell surface receptor protein tyrosine kinase signaling pathway; protein phosphorylation.
CCUGAAAACAGGGUAGGUUCCUAUAUAAAUGCAGUGCUGAACAUUGAUAACCGAUCAUCACCAUUUGGCCGUGCAGACAUGAUGCUGUUUGGGUUAAUCUCACAGUCAGUUAUUUGCCACUGGGUAGGUGAGAGUGUGAAUGUUGCUGUAUGUGUGUGUGUGUGUGUGUGUGUGUGUGUGUGUUAGGGAGAGCAGAGCCAAUGAUAAAUGAGGGUAAAUAACAGAGUGAGGUGCAGUGUGCCGAACCCAUGACCCAGAGAGAUAAACAGAGAAUGAGAGUUGGCCAGGCAGGUGGGAUGGAGGUGUGGUGACCUCGCGAGCGUUUAGCGUGACUCCCUGCUCUGAUUGGAUGCUGCGACUCUAACAGACAUGUUCUCCCCUCGUCCCCCUCCCACACCCGUACGUGAGCGAGAGGAAGCCGGCAGAUAGAAGCGAGCCGAGGAGUCAGGUUCUAACUCCAACUCAAAUGAGCUCACAGCAAGACACACACACUCUCUCUUUCACACACACACUGCUCAGCGCUGUCUCUUCAACCCUGGGACACGAGGAGCAGCAGAAAGAAGAAGGAGCGGAGGAAAGAGCAAGAGACAGGGGGAGAAAGGCAGAGGGAGACUGGCAGUGUGCAGGAGAACAACCAUGGCUUCAGAUCCGGGGCUGUCUGUGAUGCUGCUGUGGACUAUAUCACUCCAGGCUGUGGUGGCCGCAGGAACCAACAGCAACGAAGUAAAUCUCCUUGACACGACCACAAUAACCGGAGACUGGGGCUGGCUGACAUAUCCAUCCCAUGGGUGGGAUGCCAUUAAUGAGAUGGAUGAGUAUUUUACCCCCAUUCACACAUACCAGGUCUGUAAUGUGAUGAGCCCAAGUCAGAACAACUGGUUAAGGUCUGGCUGGAUCCCUCGAGAAGGUGCCAGGAGGAUCUACAUUGAGGUCAAGUUCACCCUGAGAGACUGCAACAGCAUGCCUGGAGUUCUAGGUACCUGCAAGGAAACUUUCAACCUGUACUACUAUGAGUCUGACAGAGCCGUGGGUUCAGCCAUACGGGAGAACCAGUUCAUUAAGAUUGACACCAUUGCUGCAGAUGAGAGCUUCACGGGGGUGGAUCUGGGAGUCCGCAGACUUAAGCUCAACACUGAGGUGAGAGGCGUGGGCCCGUUGAACAGACGAGGAUUCUACUUGGCCUUCCAGGACAUUGGCGCCUGCAUCGCCCUCACCUCGGUGCGGGUGUACUACAAGCGCUGCGUCGGCAUCAGCCGCAACUUGGCAGUUUUCAUGGAUGUGGUGACUGGUGCUGACUCGUCCUCGCUGGUGGAGGUCAGGGGUCAGUGUGUUGAUCAUGCCGAGGAGAGGGAUACCCCUAAGAUGUACUGCAGCGCAGAGGGCGAGUGGCUGGUGCCCAUUGGGAAAUGCGUGUGCUCAGCUGGCUUUGAAGAGCACAGAGAAUCCUGUGUAGCCUGUGAGGUGGGUUUCUAUAAGCCAGUGGCAGGUGAUGGCCCUUGUGGUAAAUGUCCCCAACACAGCCACUCAGAGACCAGAGCUGCAGUCUCCUGCCCCUGUGACUCCAACUACUACAGGGCAGCAGAUGAGCCGCCAGCAGCUCCAUGCUCCCGACCUCCAUCUGCUCCAGUAAACGUCAUCUCCUCAGUCAAUGGGACAUCUGUGGUUUUAGAGUGGGAUUGCCCUUUGGAUACAGGGGGACGCAGCGACCUGCAAUACAGCAUAUUGUGCCAGAAGUGCUCAGGGGAAGGUCCCUGUGAGGACUGCACAGCUUCUCCUGGAGGCAGCAGUUGGGGGAAGGUGGGUGGAGGGGCCAGCAUUGGGUUGGGUGGAGGGGGCAUUGUGGAGCGUUCCGGCAGUGCCGCUGUUAGAUUCAUUCCUCGCCAGAGCGGUUUGACGGAGUCUCGGGUGACAGUGCUUAACCUGGUGGCCCACACCAACUACUCUUUCCGGAUCCUGGCCACGAAUGCUGUGACACACCUGAGCAAUGAAGCAUCACCUCAUACCAUGGUCAACAUCACAACAAACCAGGCAGCCCCCUCGGAAGUGUUAUCUAUACGCCAGGAGAACACCAGUCAGAACAGUGUGACUCUGAUGUGGCAUGAACCUGACCAGCCCAAUGGAGUCAUACUUGAGUAUGACAUCAAAUACUAUGAGAAGGAUAAUGAAGAGCAGAGUUAUUCCACUCUAAAAACUAAAAACACCAGUGCUCUGGUGUCAGGAUUGAAGCCCGGCACAAAGUACAUCUUCCAGGUUCGGGCCAGAACAUCAGCUGGCUGUGGACGCUUCAGCCAGAACAUUGAGAUCCAGACUGGAAAAGCAGCUCCUCUGCGUUACAACACAAUGACCAUCAUCUGGAUCUCCAUGGCUCUGGUAUCCGGUCUAGUCACCUUCUUGGCCAUCAUCAUCUGCAGGAAACGGCAAGGCUACACUUUACCACACUACCCGUCGCUGCUACACUGUGGCUACAGCAAAGCGUUCCAGGACUCUGAUGAGGAGAAGAUGCAUUACCAGAAUGGUCAUGUGUCAUUCCCCGAUGCAAGGUUCUAUAUCGACCCACACACGUACGAGGACCCCUGCCAGGCAGUCCAUGAGUUUGCCCGUGAAAUUGAAGCUUCCCGGAUCAAAAUUGAGAAAAUCAUUGGCUCAGGAGAGUUUGGAGAGGUGUGUUACGGACGUAUGAAGCUUCCUGGCAAACGAGACACCCCAGUGGCGCUGAAGACACUGAAAGCAGGAUACACAGAGAAACAGAAGAGGGACUUCCUGGCUGAAGCAUCCAUCAUGGCCCAGUUUGAUCAUCCAAACGUUAUUCGACUGGAGGGGGUGGUAACUCACAGUAAACCGGUGAUGAUCAUCACAGAGUACAUGGAGAAUGGCUCUCUGGAUGCCUUCUUGAGGAGGCACGAUGGCCAGUUCACUGUCAUCCAGCUGGUUGGGUUGCUGCGUGGAAUUGCGGCAGGUAUGACCUACCUGUCUGACCUAGGAUACAUCCACCGGGACCUGGCUGCCCGCAACAUCUUGGUCAACAGCAACCUGGUGUGUAAGGUAUCUGACUUUGGCCUGUCCAGAGUCUUGGAGGAUGACCCAGACGCUGCAUACACCACCAGUGGUGGAAAAAUCCCAAUCCGCUGGACAGCUCCGGAGGCCAUUGCAUACAGAAGGUUCUCCUCCUCCAGUGAUGUGUGGAGCUACGGCGUAGUCAUGUGGGAAGUGAUGUCCUACGGAGAACGGCCGUACUGGAAUCUCACCAACAGAGACGUUAUUAAGUCUGUGGAAGAGGGCUACAGGCUGCCCACUCCCAUGGGCUGCCCUGCUGCUCUACACACACUCAUGCUUGACUGUUGGCAGAAGGAUCGCAACGAGAGGCCACGCUUUUGCCAGAUAGUCACUGUUCUUGACAAACUAAUUCGCAACCCAGAGAACCUGAAGUCCAUUGACACACUCUGCAGUUUAAACAGUCCUCCAUUAAUGGAGAGAGCUAUCCCUGACUUCAGUAGCUGUAACUCAGUAGACGAAUGGCUGGACACCAUAAAGAUGGGCCGCUACAAGGAACACUUUGCAGCAGGGGGUUACCACACUUUGGGACACGUCAUAGGCAUGAAACAAGGGGACAUCCAGAGGCUGGGCGUGACACUGAUGGGUCAUCAGAAGAAGAUCAUGACCAGUGUCCAAGUAAUGAGGGCACAAGUCCUCAACAAGAGUGUUCCAUCGGUUCAGAACAAGACAGCUGUAAGAAGACAAGAAAAACAAAAGAAGCAGGUUCUUCCAAACAUGCAUUUCACAAAAGUGACUUUCUUUCUCUUAAAGUGACUUAGCUCAAACUCUGUGUUAUAAACUGGGUAAAACAACCCUUUUGUCAAGAAUGUUUAAUUGUUUGAUCGAAAGCCUCAGUAAGCCAAAAUGAUCUGUGUUUCCAGUGUACAGGAAACAUUACGGAGUUGCUUGACAAGCAACU